AAAUAGCUGCGACAAUUAAAAACUGUGUUUGUCGAGUGGGAGAGGAUAUGGAGGCGUGUCUCGGACACUUUAAACAUAAAUGGUCAUUUAAAUCCGCCACCACUUAUCGUACUUUUAGUUAUCUUCAUUUGCACAACUGGGCAUGUGUUUUUUUUUUUAUUUAAUUUUAUUUUAUUUUAUUAUCCUACUUUAAAAACAACAACAACAACAACAAAAACAGUGCUGCCUGGUGCUGACAAAAUGUGGACCAUUGUUCUAAGAAUUCAGCAGUUUGGGGAUUCUGGUAACUCAAAGAGCUGACACGUUGUGCCUGUACAUCUUCUAUUGGGCAAUGGAGGGACACCCAGGGAACUGGCCUGCCCUGAACAGCAAGUCUGUGCGGGACAAUGGAGCCUUGCUGGGGACUGACAGCAGCAGCAGAACAACUGGGCAUGUGCAAGAACUGUUUCAUGAGGAUGCACAAGUAUCGCAGGCACAGGGUCAGCCCUGGUGGAAGGUGCAGCUGUUUGUUUGGGAACCUGUGCUGUUCGGGACCUGGGAUGGGGUCUUCACCACCUGCAUGAUCAAUAUUUUUGGAGUCGUUCUGUUCUUGAGAACUGGGUGGCUUGUGGGAAACACUGGUGUUUUGCUUGGCAUGCUCCUGGUGUCCCUGGUGGUGGUGGUUGCCUUGGUAACCGUGUUUUCCGGACUAGGAGUGUGUGAGCGCUGUCAAGUUGGAAGUGGUGGAGUGUAUUCCAUGAUUUCGACGGUCCUUGGAGGGAGAGUAGGAGGGACAGUCGGUCUCCUCUACGUCUUUGGACAGUGUGUUGCAGGUGCCAUGUACAUCACUGGCUUUGCAGAGUCCAUUGCAGAGGUGCUGAACCUCAGCAAUAUCUGGGCCGUCCGGGGGAUAUCCAUGGGAGUGCUGCUGGGGCUGCUGGGAAUUAACCUCGCCGGGGUCAAAUGGAUUGUCAGACUCCAGCUGCUCCUGCUGGCCGUGCUCGCUGUCUCUGCCCUGGACUUCGUCGUGGGAACAUUCUCUCACUUAGACCCAGUGCAUGGCUUUGUUGGGUAUUCAGAGGAGCUGCUCAGUAACAACACCCUACCUGACUACACGCCUGGAGAGUCCUUCUUCUCUGUGUUUGGGGUGUUCUUCCCUGCAGCCACAGGUGUGAUGGCCGGGUUCAACAUGAGUGGAGACCUCCAGAAGCCGGCGAUCAACAUCCCAGUGGGGUCCUUGGCUGCCAUCGGUAUCUCGUGGUUCCUGUACUUGGUCUUUGUGUUCCUGCUGGGAGCCAUUUGUACGAGGGAGGCGCUGCGAUAUGACUUCUUGAUAGCAGAGAAGGUUUCCUUGGUGGGGUUCCUGUUUUUACUUGGGCUGUACAUUUCCUCCCUGGCGUCCUGUAUGGGUGGUCUGUAUGGGGCUCCCAGAAUCCUUCAAUGCAUCGCACAGGAAAAAGUGAUACCCAUCCUCGGUGUCUUAGGACAAGGGAGAGGACCAAAUAAGACUCCAGUUGCUGCCAUUUGCUUAACAAGCCUCAUCACUAUGGCGUUCAUCUUCAUCGGUCAGGUUAAUGUCCUGGCCUCUAUAGUCACCAUUAACUUCAUGCUGACCUACAGUACCAUAGAUUACUCCUACUUCUGUGUGUCAAUGAGCUAUGACCUCCAGAUGAAACAGAGGAGGCCGCUGCCAAAGGAAGAGUCCAGAACUCGGAAUCCCAGCAAGCCUUUGAUCUUCGGCAGGCAUUCCGACUAUGGAACAGACGGUAUGGCGAAGAACCGGAGAAACGGGACCUUGUUGGAAUUCACAAAGGACAUGGACCAGAUAUUCCAGACUGUGGACCCUGACAUGGAGAACAAGGAACGAGAAAGAGAAAAGAAAGAGAAGGAAAGCAAAUCGUGGAGAACGCGGAAGCCGGCCAAGCAAACGCUGAUGGAUAGUUUUCGGCUGGAUUUGGAGAGGUCUGCAGCCUCAGUUAAAGAAUGUGCCAAGACCUCCAACACCGAGUCAGUGAACUGCAGUGAAGCCGGUGCUACUGCCAAUAGCGCUCAGGAGGAACAAGACCUGAUGGCACAAGCCUUCGACAGUCAGGAACAACAGCUGGUGUCUGUGGUUCUGGAGUCUGACCCACGAAAUGACAAGGCGGAAUCAGCCUUUCAAAGACAGAGCUCCAGAGACAGGGAUGACUCUCAGGAAGAUUUUACUGCCGAGCAGAGUCUUCAGGGAACUGAAAUUCAAGAAAAGCCAAUAUCAUUUUACUCCAGGCUCUGCAAUCACUGGGUGUCUUUAGUUGGUGCAAUAAGCUCACUUAUGAUCAUGUUUGUAAUCCAAUGGAUCUAUGCCUUUGUGAACAUUGGGAUGGCAAUACUUCUCUACUUCUACAUUGGAAAAGUGAGCCCUGGUCUGCCUCCAGGAGUAGCUGCACACUUCAGCUUCUUUAAAUGGAUCCAAUCCUCACUUAAAAACAUAGGAAGGAGAGGGCCAUCCCCUCAAAAGCAGAUUGUCAUGACACCCUCCUUUGCAACAGUUGGCAUGGAGACCACGCAGCUCACUGAGGAGAAUGCAGACUUCGCCUCAAGAGACCGCUAUCACCAUUCUUCCAUCAUCAGCGUAGAGGAAUUGAAUCACCCGCUCCAUUGAGAAAGAAGCGUCCGGCUUUGUAAGACCGUCUGACACCAGACCCGUUCCCCUUUUCUCAGGCCUGGUUUUACACCGUGAAACUAAAAAAAGGAAUGCUAACAAUACUCACUCAGUCAAACUGUUACAGAGUAAAAAAGUCAUUGUAAAAACUAAUUGUAGAAAAUAUUGACUACCCCUCUGCUCACUACAUGCUCUUUUGAAGUGCCAUCAAAUCAUUUUGUAAUGUCAAAAAGGAGUACAUUUUAACCAAAAAAUGUGAUUUUCUAUGUGAUUCUGAUUUUGUAUAAUUUAAUAGAGAUGAGAUAUUGUAUUUAAACUAUUUUGGUGGUUUUAACCCAUAUAUAUAAUAUACAUACACAGUGCCUUGCAUAAGUAUUCACCCCCUUGGACUUUUCCACAUUUUUUAGUGUUACAACCUGGAAUUAAAAUGGAUUUAAUUAGGAUUUUUUGUCACUGAUCUACACAAAAUAGACCAUAAUGUCGAAGUGGGGAAAAAAAUCUACAUAUUUUUCAAAAUGAUUUACAAAUAAAAAACUGAAAAGUCUUGAUUGCAUAAGUAUUUACCCCCUUUGCUGUGACACCCCUAAAUAAGCUCUGGUGCAACUAAUUGCCUUCAGAAGUCACAUAAUUAGUUGAAUGGAGUCCAUCUGUGUGCAAUUAAAGUGUCACAUGAUCUCCGAUUAAAUACACCUGUUUCUGGAAGGCCCCAGCGUUUGUUAGAGAGCAUGUCUAAACAAACAGCAUCAUGAAGACCAAGGAGCUAUCAAAACAAGUCUGGGAUAAAGUUCUGGAGAAUUACCAAUCAGGGUUGGGUUAUAAAAAAAAUAUCCCAAACUUUGAACAUCCCCCCGGAGCACUGUUAAAUCCAUUAUUAAAAAAUGGAAAGAAUAUGGCACAACCACGACUCUGCCUAGAGAAGGCCGUCCACCAAAACUCAGUGACCAUGUAAGGAGGGCAUUAGUCAGAGAAGCAACCAAGAGGCCAAUGGUAACUCUGAAGGAGCUGGAGAGAUCCACAGCUGAGAUGGGAGAAACCGUCCAUGGGACAACUAUAACCCGGACGCUCCACAAAGCUGGGCUUUAUGGAAGAGUGUCGAGAAGAAAUCCAUUGCUGAAAAAAACCCAUAUCAAAUCCUGUUUGGAUUUUGCCAAAAGGCAUGUGGGAGACACAGCAAACAUGUGGAAAAAGGUUCUCUGGUCUGAUGAGACCAAAAUUGAUCUUUUUGGCCUUAGCGCAAAACGCAAUGUGUGGCACCAAGCCAACACUGCUCAUCACCCUGAGAACACCAUCCCCACGGUGAAGCAUGGUGGUGGCAGCAUCAUGUUAUGGGGAUGCUUUUCAUCGGCAGGGACUGGGAAACUGGUCAGGAUUGAGGGCAAGAUGGAUGGAGCCAAAUACAGGGAAAUUCUAGAGGAAAACCUGUUUCAGUCUGCAAGAGACCUGGGACUGGGGCGGAGGUUCACCUUCCAGCAGGACAAUGACCCUAAACACACAGCCAAAGCUACACUGGAGUGGUUUAAAAACAAGAACCUGAAUGUCUUAGAAUGGCCCAGUCAAAGCCCAGACCUCAAUCCGAUUGAGAAUCUGUGGCAAGACUUGAAAAUUGCUGUUCACCAACGGUCCCCAUCAACUUGAC
Molecule: messenger RNA, 4256 nt
Organism: Acipenser ruthenus (sterlet)
Lineage: Eukaryota; Metazoa; Chordata; Actinopteri; Acipenseriformes; Acipenseridae
Product: solute carrier family 12 member 8
Exons: 14
Coding region: 332-2620 (762 amino acids)
Biological process (GO): potassium ion import across plasma membrane; chloride ion homeostasis; cell volume homeostasis
Cellular component (GO): membrane
Molecular function (GO): potassium:chloride symporter activity
Source: RefSeq, a predicted model, not a curated record